Cajanus cajan (pigeon pea) is the source of this 1550-nucleotide messenger RNA. Its product is annotated as cytochrome P450 71D9. The record is from RefSeq and is a predicted model, not a curated record. Lineage: Eukaryota; Viridiplantae; Streptophyta; Magnoliopsida; Fabales; Fabaceae. Gene Ontology annotation, molecular function: heme binding; iron ion binding; monooxygenase activity.
AUGGAUCUUCAAAUCCUCUACUUUACAUCCAUUUUCUCCAUUUUCAUUUUCAUGUUAAUUACACACAAGAUAGUAACCAAAAAAUCUGUCUCAACUCCAAAUUUACCACCAGGGCCAUGGAAGCUACCUGUCAUAGGUAACAUACACAACCUUGUUGGCUCUGCACUUCCCCAUCACCGACUUAGAGAUUUAUCAGAAAAAUAUGGACCCUUGAUGCAUUUGAAGCUUGGAGAGGUUUCUACCAUUGUGAUUUCAUCCCCAGAGUAUGCCAAGGAGGUUAUGAAAACCCAUGAUCAUAUCUUUGCCUCGAGGCCUUAUAUCAUAGCUGCAGAGAUAAUGGACUAUAAUUUCAAGGGUAUAGCUUUCACACCUUAUGGUGAUUAUUGGAGACAGAUAAAGAAGCUAAUGUCAUUGGAGAUGCUAAACUCAAAACGUGUCCAGUCUUUCCAACCAAUCAGAGACGAAGUGCUCACUGGUUUCAUCAAAUGGAUUGCUUCAAAAGAAGGAACACCUGUUAAUAUUACCAAAGAAGUGAUUUCAACAGUAUUUGCCCUCACUGCAAGGAUAGCCCUUGGCAACAAUUGCAGGCACCAUCAAAAACUAAUAUCACUGGUAAAGGAAGCUACAAAGGUUGCUGUAGGUUUUGAUUUGGCAGAUUUGUAUCCUUCUGCUAAAUGGCUUCAGCACAUGUCUGGGUUGAAGCCUAAACUUGAGAAGUUGCAUCAACAAGCUGACCAGAUAGUGCAAAACAUUAUCAAUGAACGCAGAGAGGCUAAAUCAAGUGCCGCACAAGGCCAAGAUGAAGACAUGGAGGAAGUUCUUUUAGACGUGCUCUUGAAGCAGGAGUUCUUAAGUGAUGAUAAUAUCAAGGCUGUGAUCUGGGAUAUCUUUGCAGGUGGAGGUGAUACAUCAUCUUCAACCAUAUCAUGGGCAAUGACAGAAAUGAUUAAAACUCCAAGAAUAAUGGAAAAGGUACAAGCUGAGGUAAGAGAAGCAUCUGAUAGAGAAGGAAAGCCUAAUAGAAGUGGCAUAGAAAACCUAAAAUAUUUGAAAUCUGUUGUUAAUGAGACAUUAAGACUACACCCUCCGAGUCCUGUUUUGAUUCCAAGAGAAAGUGGACAAGCUUGUGAGAUCAAAGGGUAUCACAUACCUAUGAAAAGCAGGAUCAUAGUGAAUGCUUGGGCAAUUGCAAGAGAUCCAAAUGUGUGGACUGAGGCUGAGAGGUUUUAUCCUGAGAGGUUCAUUGAAUGUUCUAUUGACUACAAAGGUAAUGAUUUCAAAUACAUUCCAUUUGGUGCUGGAAGAAGAAUGUGCCCGGGCCUCACACUUGGCUUGAGCAACGUUGAGUAUGCACUUGCAUUGUUGAUGUAUCAUUUUGAUUGGAAACUUCCCAAUGGAAUGAAAAAUGAGGAUUUGGACAUGACCGAGAUAUUUGGAAUAACAGUCACUCAAAAAGAUGAUUUAUAUCUCAUUCCAAAAACUUUUCAUACUUAGCCUGUGGACCUACUCUCCAUUUGGCAUAUAUAAAAAUAUGUCCACCAUUAUACAGU